AUGACAGGUCUCGUGGGUGUUCCGCAAAGCUUCGUCGACGAAUUAACUGAGCGAUUACAAGACUAUGGCAUCGUGCCCGAAGCGCCGGACAGUAAUGCUUCUCAGGCAAUUGAAACACGCCGCUUAUCUGAUGCUAUAGACUUCGGCUAUUUUGGAGUGUCCGACCCGGUCCAGUGCCUGCCACUCGGCUCAACUGUGGCAUGGCACAUUCGCCCGAGUCCCAAUCCCAUUUAUCCAGUGUACCUUCGAAAUAACUUACUCAAUACAAACAAGCAAUUCGACUACGGGGCCUUCAGGGACCUUGAUACUGACAUGAAAGGAGGAGAACAGAGAGUUCUUUUCAUAUUCACGUUCAAGGAGCCAGGGCUUUACGUAUUUGGUCUUAAUACUGACCCGAACAAAAUCAUGGUCUUGCGUGUCAUGGAGGCUAGGCGCCUCUGCAGGGAUUCUGCGCUGCUACCCCAAUUGAGGACUGCUGAGACUUUAGCUGCAGUCACAGCACGGCUCCCGAGCACCGUUGAAACAGCUGCGUGGACGCUGUUUGUGAUAGUUGUUGUGGGAAUCAUUGUGGUGGCUGUACUUGUAUUUCUUGCUGCCUGGACAUUUAAACACCAGAAGCUGGAGAGCCUCGAAGCAGAUCCAAAAUCAAAAUACAAUCAGCCGCCACCCAAACAUACUUCAGAGAAGGAUGAGCGUGCAGAAGUUGAAGAACUUGUACUUCAAACCCAGGCAAAGGUUCCCUUGGAGGAGGAUCCUGGAGUUUUGAGAGCAAGACGUGCUUUAGCGAAAAAGCUGGAAACACAAGACCCCAGGUUAUUUGUUGCCGUUCUAAAUUUGACGAAGCAAAUUAAACAAGACGCCGAGGAACGUUGCACGCGCAUAGUGGCUGAACGCAGUGAAGGCCUGUCACAGCUUUUAGACCUGACGCGAAAGUUAAGGCAAGAGCUCGCAGACCAACUACAUGAUGCAGCCGCCUCAGAAAUUUGGGGCAAAGAAAAUGACGAGGAACGUGAAGAGAUUCUUUCUACAUUGCUUAGCCUUUUAAGACUGAGAAGGAGAGACCUUGUCAACAAGCUUGCGCUUGCGGAAAAGGAGCAUGAGGAGGUUCGUUUUGAGACGUACAGAAGUGACUUCGACAAACUCGAAGCAGCCCUAAAGGAGAAAGAAGAGCAGCUCCUUCUCUUGCGGUCACGGACUGACUCCUUAAUUUCGAGUACGAUUCUUCCAGCCGUUGGUGAAAAGGGACAGGUGCAAAUGUCAUCAAUUAAGCUUUCAGUGGAAGCGCAAAUCGAAGGUCUUCUUGAAGAAUUCAGGAAGGCUCGAGCCGAUGCAGACGACGACAUGCCUUCAAUAAUAGAGCUCUACAAGGCUAGGAUGAAAACAAUUCUCGAGGAAGCACAAGGUGAAACAAAACUCGCAUUCAAGAACAUGCUUUCUGCAGACAUCGAGGAACGAGUAAGAAAUGGAGUAACCCUCCUCAGCUCCCAUGUACAGCUGCUCGAGGUCAUGGCAUCUGGUAGUAGUGUGGCAUCUUAUGUAGUUGCUUUUCUUUGCUCGCAGCUUAUGACAGGCAGUCUACAGCUAGACCUAAACGAAGCAAAGAACAAUUUAAGAGGAUGUGAAGAUGACGCUGACGAGCGAAAGGCUCUUGGGGCAUACCGCAUUCUCGCAGGAGCUGCAUGGAAACUGACAAUUUUCACUACUGUCAUAGAGCAGGAAAUCGCAGCGGCGACCCAAGCCGUCAAUAAAGCUGUCUCUGAAGCUAAGGAAGCGGUGGAAGUAAACAAGACAAGCCCUGCAGAAGCAGCAGAUUCGUUGAAAGCUGCAGUGGUAUCAUGCCUCAAGGUCUCGAACGAAGUGAACCACCUUCGAGAUGAAGAAUUGGAGUCAACAGCAUCUACACUUAGUCGAAUCAUAGCUACAAGGACAGAGUGCUUUCACAAGAGGCAGUCUGCGUUCAAGUCUCGCAAGCUCCUGAUGCUUCAGUGGCAACAAGAGUUUGCGGCACAGUAUGUAUCGAUGCAGGCGCAGGCUGCGGUUGCCUUGCUCCGCCGGGGACUUCGCAUCCUCUCAGACCAGCUGAAAACAUUUAUCAAAGAAAACAAGAAGGACGUCAGCGAAUUGGCGGCUCUGCAGGAAGGGCUUAGGACGCAGCAAAGUGCAGCGCUGACUAAAUUACGACAGCAGUUGCUCGCCUGCCUGCGAAACCAGAGGAAGGCGGCGGCAGAUGAGCUCUGGGAUCUGGAGCAGCGUGAACGAAACAGGAUAAGCGAGGACCUUGAAGAGCAAACGACGCAACUUCAGGAGGCCUGCGCUAAAUUAGAAGAAGCAAUCACGAAAGAAGAAGCAGCUCGAGACGAGUACGACAAAGCCAUACUAAAUAUGAGACAACAGAAUCAGAGAGGGAUGAUGCAGCUGGAUGCCAUUCAAUCUCUAUCUGAUUUCAAGCAAAAGCUAUUAAGCAAGAUUAAUGCAUCAUUUUUGUCACAGGCCGAAGAGGCGAGGAACAAAGGCAUCGACGACCCCAGCGUAGAUGAGAGGCUUCUGCAAGAAUGGAAAAACGCAACUGCUGAGUUGGAGCCAUUCAUCAACCGUGAGAAGGAGAUGUUCAGGCGCUACGCUGAUUCGGCUAGCAAGACACAAAAGGAGAAUGCCCUCAAAGCAUUCGAGGAGUCCAGAGAAAGCCGGCGGAGUCAGGCGGCCCUCACAAGAUCGUUGGAGCAAGCUGAAGAGGAGGGAGAUGAAGAGCUCCGGCGCAAACGCUACGCAUUGGGAACGCGCGAAGUUCAGCGGAUUGUCUGGCAUAUUUGUGCACUUCUGUCUUCCGGGAAGCGUGGCUCAUCGGAAAUUGAAGGGCUGCACCUCAUCGUCCCGGAGGAUAAAAUUGAGGAAACAGUCAACGAGCUGCAGCAGCAGUUGCGCCGUCGUCGCCAGAGGCACCUGGAGUACUGCUUGGCACAACGCAGCAUCAUGGAAGGAAGUUCAAAAACCGAGCUCGCCAUUCUUCAGACCGAAUCACUUUUGGGGCUAUCGGACCUCACAGAUACCGCUGAAGGAAUCAGCAGGGGUUCCGCAAUGGUGAACGCAGCCGACGCGUCAGGCGAAAUUUUGGAAGUCAUAAAGGAGGCCCAGAAGAAGCUCGAUGAGGCCCUGGUUGAAAUUCAGAAAGAGCAAGAGGAGGCAGAAGAACGUGAGAGAGUCGAGCAAGAGGAGGCAAUAUCCCGACGCAAAAUGGCCCACGAGCUAGCAAAACAAAAGCUCAAUGAGGAACACGCAGCGAAACUGGCUGAAGCUCCUGAGGACAUAAGAGAGCAGCUAAUCAAAGAGCAUGAAGCUGCGCUUAGCCAAAUGGAAGCUGCACUCCAGUCAGAUUUAGAAGCACAGGAAAAGGAAACCCAGCGCAGGCUUGAGGAACGUCGUCAGCGUUUGCAGAAAAAGCGGCAACAAGCGGAAGAAGAAAAGCAAAAAGCCAUCGACGCAGCCAAGGCCGAGCUUGAGGCUAAAAUAGCGGUUGAAGCAAAACAGAAAGAAGAUGCAGCAGAGUUGGAAGAACUGCAACGUUUAAUCAACGAGAGCACCAACGCCGCUGCUGUUGCCGAGCAACCCUUUCAGAAACACUGCAGAGCUGGAAGAAGGUCGAAUUGCUCAACUUGGUCAGAAGUUUCAAAAGAAGAGCUUUGGGUGUUGUUGCAGCUACUAGCUCGGAAGCAUAACAAAGAGUCUUCUGCACUCCUUCAAGAGCUCUCUCUGAAGAAGGCAGAAGCAAUUAGUGCACUGACUGAAAACUUUUGGAAGGAAAAGGGCGGGAGAACAGUUGAUGGGCGGCCUGAUGAUGUGCAAGAACUUUACAAGAUGGAUGAUCGCAUAACGCUUCAGCUGCAGGAACUGCAGCAUCGACAGGUUACAGAAUUGGAUGAGUCGAUGAAACAAAUGGAACGCAGAGCAAAGCUGCAGAGGGAAAAUGAGGCGGUCGGUUGGAGCACUAACGAGAGAAAACAAAUUCACGAUUUGGAAUUGCCAAGUUGA
Eimeria necatrix is the source of this 4026-nucleotide messenger RNA. RefSeq lists its product as hypothetical. NCBI's taxonomy places the organism in Eukaryota, Apicomplexa, Conoidasida, Eucoccidiorida, Eimeriidae. The record is from RefSeq and is a predicted model, not a curated record.